UGAGUCGGGGUCUCGACAGUCGUUUACCAAUCGUCCGUAAUUCUGGUCGUCGCGUCCAGUUUUUUCUCAGUGCACCUGUUCCUCCCUCAUAUAGUUACGGUUGUUCCGUCUUUUGUCUGUUUUCUUUUUGGCGCCAUCCCCUCGUUGUGUAGAGUCGGUUUUCGUCACGUACCCCCCGCUCCUUCUCUUAUCCGUACUAUAAUAAUAAUAAUAUUAAUAAACGAUCGUACCUAGUGCACGUGGUGAAUACAAGACGUAUUUAAUUAACCAGACCUACCUAUAUCAAAAACGAGCAGCUCACGCCCAGACGACUCGUCAGACCAGAAUAAAGAAAAGUUUGCCAACAAAAACGCCAACAUUUUCCGCACCUUUUCACUAUUUGACAUGGUAGUAGUGCCUGUGGAAAUCUGAGUGAUAACGGAGACUUCAGAGGCAUGUCGACAACCAGCGGCGGUAACACUGACUACAUGCAAGAAAACUCUGUGACCACCUUAUACGACGGUGACCGGAUGGCUGUCAACCAUAGAGUGUCGCCACCGUCCUCAUCUAAUGCCGACAGUGGUUUGGACAAUUCUAACACAGAAUCAUCCGCUGGCGACGCUAAACUCAUUAUAGACGUGCCUGACUUUUCCAAAGAAAUGGAAACACCUCGCACGGGUAUCGAUAACCCGAGCUUUGAGACUGAUAAAACUGACAUACCAAAACCUGUAGCUAACGGGCAUAAUGGUACUGUAAAUCAAGAAAAGGAUAAAAUGGCUGAAGCUGUGAAUUUAGAGUUAAUUAAUAUGAAACCGUUCGGCAAAAGCAUUAAUGGCAAGGAAAAUGGAGUUCCCACUAAAAAAAAAGAAACUGCUGUCAAUAUGAAUGACACGUACGAUGACUAUUUUAUUCCAGUGAAUGAACACAAAAAAUACAUAAGGGGUGGAGAAAAAUUGUAUGUCACCAAAGAUAAACGAGAUAUGAAUCAAUCUAAAAAACCAUUUAUUUGUUGGGUGUUUGGCUUGGUCUUAUUGGCUGCUGCUGUCAUCGUCGCGAUUUUAGCGUCAACCGGUAUAAUAUUCAACAACGAAACCGCAGUAGAGAGUCGAAAUUUCAUGGAGAAUGAGAAAAUCGCCGGUUUUGGUAAUCACCAYAGACAUUUCUCAUCAGUCAGCCCACCUCCUAGUGCUGAAAGUUCAAGUCCAUUUAGCCCUCCAACCACUGAUAUGUCAGUAGUAUACCUUCCUAGAACUGUACAAGGUGAAAUUGUUAUUGAUAAUAUGCAAUUUACUCCUGACUUAGCAAACAAAUCAACUGCAGAAUUUAAAACAUUAGCUAGUUCAAUAGAAACCGAGCUAAAAAAUGCUCUUUUUAAAAAACAACCAUUGAAUAGUGUUGCUGAUGAUAUACAUAUCAAAGUCAUUGAAUUUUCUUCUGGAAGUGUAGUAGCUAAAUACAGAAUAGGCUGGGAGUAUAAAGAUGACAGUGAACCACAAGAUCUCAUUGAUGCAGUAACUCUUAACACUCGAUUAGAUAGUUAUUUACGAGAAACUAAUGGAUAUUUAUACAAUUAUAGAGUGCCUAUCCAUAGAUUGCGCUCAGAUCUUGUUAUGGAUAAAUGCAAGAUCGAUAACGGAAAAUGCUCCCAUUACUGUUCUUAUGAUUAUACAAGUUUAGAAUUUGUAUGUUCAUGUCCAUCUGAACUUACCAUAAGUGAGAAUAAGAAAGACUGCAAGCGAAUUAAUGUUAAUAACGAUUUAGAUGAUAUUAACGUUAAUUAUAAUAAACAAAAUGAAGAAGACAGCUUUGAUACUAAGUCCGAAUAUGAUUCUUUUUCGGAACUUGACCCUAGUACGGAACCUGAAGCAAAGCCUGAAUUGAAGAUAGACCCUGAACCAAGUUCAAUAUCUGAUGCUAGCACAGAACCUAAAUUUAAAUCUGAACCGGAGCCUAGUUCAGAACCAGAAGUCAAAGCAGAACCGGAGCCGAGUUCAGUACCUAAAACUAAAUCUGAACCAGAGCUAAGUUCAGUACCUGAAGUUGAACCAGAACCAAAAUCAAGUUCAAAACCUGAUAUCGUUGCAGAAUUYGAGCUUAGUCCAGAACCUGAAGUGAAAGCAGAAUCAAUGCCAAGUUCAGAACCAGAGCCAAGUUCUGUGCCUGAAGUCAAUGCCAAACCAGAGCCAAGUUCUGUACCCGAAGUCAAAGCUGAACCAGAACCAAGUUCUGUACCUGAAGUCAAAGCUGAACCAGAGCCAAGUUCAGAACCCGAAGUCAAAGCUGAACCAGAGCCAAGUUCUCUACCUGAAGUCAAAGCUGAACCAGAGCCAAGUUCUGCAUCUGAAGUCAAAGCGGAACCAGAGCCAAGUUCUGUACCUGAAGUCAAAGCGGAACCAGAGCCAAGUUCUGUACCUGAAGUCAAAGCGGAACCAGAGCCAAGUUCUGUGCCUGAAGUCAAAGCUGAAUCAGAGUCAAGUUCUUUACCUGAAGUCAAAGCUGAACCAGAGCCAAGUUCUUUACCUGAAGUCAAAGCUGAACCGGAGCCAAGUUCAGUGUCUGAAAUAAAAUCUGAACCUGAGCCUAGUUCAGAACCAGAAGUAAAAGCAGAACCGGAGCCAAAUUCUGUACCUACUGUUAGACCUGAGUCUGAAGUAAAGUCAAGUCAGCCAGAACAAGAAAUAAAAUCAGAAAUUGUCACUAAAAUUGAUCCUGAUACUAAACCAGAACCAGAACCAGAACCUAGUGCAGAACCAAAUUCAAAAUCAAGUUCUAUCGACACUUAUGAAUCGUUAUCAGAUGUCGAUAUUAGUUCUGAAUCAGAUUUCUCUGAACAAAAUAAUAAACCAUUUUCUAGUUCUUCAACAGAGAAAUCAAUUAUAAAUAUGGAUCAAUCUGAUAGAGAAGCAAAAUCACAUUCAGAAGAAGUAUUCAGUCAUGAAAUCAAACCUGAAGUGACUUAUAGUGUAUCAACAGAAGCUGAAUUUGAAACAAAAACUGAGUCACCAUCUAAACACAAUUCUAAGCCCAAAGAAGGUUCUGAAUUGUUAGGAGAUGUUGAUUUGAAUGUUCCAGAAGAAUCAAGUACAAUUCCACCGAUGACUGAAAACUGGUUGACUACAUCUUCAUCUAUAAUUCCAGGUAUUCCAAAAUUACCUAGUGAUUUGGAAGUAACAGAAAAAGAAAAUGCAUCUGCAGAAGAAGAAAUGAAAACAGAAUCUUUAGGUUUUGAACAAAUGGAAUUGAAAUCUGCAAACAAAUCUACUAUUGAUUUUAUAUCGGAAUCCCACAGUAAAAGUCCAAUCGAAGAAAUAAYUKAAAUGCCAGAAACAACUAUUUCAGAUGACAUAAAAGAUUUAUCAGGUGUUGUAACUGUUUCAACUGUAGAUGCAAGUUCAACCAUCAAAGAUGAUAUAAAUAUACCUAUUAAAGAAUCGGAAAAUAUUGCAAGUGAACAUGUUACCGAAUUCAUUGAUAUGACCACUAUGUCUUCAACAAAUGAUCAAGAACUAAUUAAUCCAUUGCAUAGUUCAACAGAWCCAAAUUCCUCAGAAAAAAAACAUUCAGAUGAUUUGAUAAUAUUGGAAAAAACUAGUAUACCCGAUCCUACUAAAAAGUUACAGUCUCUGACAUCUCUGGAAGAUCAGACAACUAAUUUACCUUAUAUUGAUGUUUUAAGUACAUCUACACAAAGUAAUAUUGACAAUUUCAAUGAAAAUAGUUCACCUGAUGAACAAGAUGUGAUAGAUAAAAUUAUAACACACUCAAGUGAAUCAAACAUGUCCGAUGUUGUCAAUGAAAAUGACAAUAUGAGUGCCUUAGAUUUAUACCAAAAACCAGAGUCAAAAAAAAAAGACAAAAAGACAUCUAAAAAUCCUGAAUUUUAUCUUUCUGAAAGUGGAUUUACAAAGAGAAACAAAACCAAAACAGAAAAAGAAAAAGAAAUCAAAAAAAAUAAUAAAUCAGAUGUCAUGGAUAUGAUUCCAGAAUUAUUAAAUUCAAACAAAUGUGAAGAAGGACAAUUCCAGUGUGUAAACGGUACAACUAAGGACGGUUCAUAUUGUAUAAAAAUGUCGUCAAGAUGUGAUACAAAUAAAGAUUGUACUGAUAACUCAGAUGAAUAUAACUGUGCUGAAAAUGCUUGCUCUGGAAAUUUCCAGUGUAAAAGUGGAGAAUGUCUACAAAGAAAUCUGGUCUGCAAUAAUAUAAUGGAAUGUGAAGAUGGUAGUGAUGAACAGUCUUGUGAUUUAUGGAAGUGUACCAAUGACGAAAAACAAUGUACUGGUGGACAAUGUUUACCGAUAUCCUAUUUUUGUGACGGGAAAUCUGAUUGUAAUGACCAUUCAGAUGAACUACAAUGCAAUAGUACUUGUGAUGGGUAUCAGUGUUCUAACAGUUAUUGCAUAUCGAGUACUUUACGUUGCAAUGGAGUAAAUGAUUGUGUUGAAGGCGAGGACGAACAAAAUUGUGAAUGUGAUUCCAACGAAUUUAAGUGUAAUACGGGGUCAGAAUGUAUUCCGAAAAACCAAGUUUGUGACAAUGUAGCACAGUGCACAGAUCGAAGUGAUGAAUGGCAAUGCGUUCAACUCGACGGAGUUCAACUUUUUGCAAAAAAAGAAAGUGAAAUUGCCAUGAAAAUAUGUAGUGAUAAUUGGUCAGACACUUGGAGCAACUUUGUUUGUCAAAGUCUUGGGUUUACUGAAACAAAAACAACUAAUUUCCGAACAAAUGAAAACUYUACCGAAAACGUUGUGGGCUAUCUUAAGUUGAAAGACAAUUCAACUUUAACUAGUUCUAAGAGUUUGACGGAAUACCUUGAGCCGGCUUCAACAUCUUGUGAGACUGUGGAAAUUAAAUGUUCUUCUAAGCACCUAUGUGGAGAUUUUGGAGGCAAAGAUCCACUAUCAAUGGAAAUAUGGCCUUCUGUUGUUUACCUUCAUAACACAAGAACCCAAAAGUCAUGUACGUCUAGUCUUGUAAAACGAAAUUGGAUAUUAUCGUCUUAUAGCUGCGUACAUUCUAUUGAUGAAUCUUUAUCACCUGAACAAUGGGAAGCGAUUUCAAGCAAAUCUCGAGUAGCUAAUGAACAGAAUUUAACAAAAAGAUCAGUUUCCAGGAUAAUUAGUCACCCUGGAGUAAAAUUCGAAAAAUUGCGCUAUUUCAAUGACUCGGUAUUGGUAGAACUCAACAUACCAUAUGAUUUAUCGGAGGAAGUCAAUACAAUUUGUUUACCUGAACAAGUUGUCGAUAACAAACAACCAUGUGUCACCGCCAGUUGGUCUUAUGAGUCUCCAGGAGUUUUCAAACAGUUUUCACGCUAUUUGUCCGAACCAUUAAUGCAAAAAGAUUUGUGCAACUCAACUGAACAUUUUAAUGGUUUCCUGACAGAACAGGAAAUUUGUGUUGCUUCGAAAGAAAUGGAAGCCAGUAAUAUGGAAAUUGGAUCACCGUUAAUGUGUUUGGCGGAGAAUGGAUUGUGGCAGGUACAAGGUAUGCUCAGUUACCAGGGUGGUUACGGCCGAUCAUCAAAACCAUCGCUUUACAACGCAAUUUUAGAAUCUGUGCCGUGGAUAGAGAACACGGUAGCAUAUUUUGGUGUUUAACAUGUUCUCUCGGCCAGUUCCCCCACGGAACAAAAUAAUKAAUAUUGUAAAAGUAUUUAAUAAUAAUAAUAAUGUAACGAAAAUCUAUUAAACGACGGCCGUUAUCUAAAGCGUCGUAACUUAUGCUUUUUUUUUAAGGGGAUAUUAUUAUACUUGUAUAAUAUAAUAUACUAUAAUCUAUUUGAUACUUUAAGU
Messenger RNA from Diuraphis noxia (Russian wheat aphid), 5774 nucleotides. RefSeq lists its product as uncharacterized. Lineage: Eukaryota; Metazoa; Arthropoda; Insecta; Hemiptera; Aphididae. Gene Ontology annotation, molecular function: serine-type endopeptidase activity; protein binding; low-density lipoprotein particle receptor activity. Gene Ontology annotation, cellular component: signaling receptor complex; plasma membrane. Gene Ontology annotation, biological process: proteolysis. The record is from RefSeq and is a predicted model, not a curated record.